This is a messenger RNA of Solanum stenotomum, 387 nucleotides long. RefSeq names its product protein yippee-like At3g08990. The record is from RefSeq and is a predicted model, not a curated record. The coding region runs from base 1 to 387 and encodes 128 amino acids. NCBI's taxonomy places the organism in Eukaryota, Viridiplantae, Streptophyta, Magnoliopsida, Solanales, Solanaceae. The transcript has 5 exons.
AUGGGAAGGCCCUUUAUACUUCACUACGAUGAAAUCCCUGAUGAUGAUUGCAUCAAUUGUCGUAUCUGCGGAACUCAAGUUGGAUUCAUCGGGGAUCUCCAUGCUACUUCUAUUGUAUCAUGGGUCUUUCAUAAUGUGUUUAAUGUUGAAGUACCAGAGGACAGGCGAUAUCAUCAAGUAGAAGAAGAUGGCAGAACCGUAGCCGACACUUACUGUAUUAAAUGUGGAAACCUGCUAGGGUGGAAAGUUAUUGCAAUCGUCAAACCUAGCAUGUUUAUUAGAGAAGGAGUAUUCAUUAUAAGAAUAAGCCAGAUUGAUCCUAAUAAUCAAGAUGAAGGUGCUAAUGAACAGGUUCCUAAUGAUGAACAAGGAGGCACAAAUGAGUAA